AUGUUGGUCUACACACCCAGCAGCCCAAGAGCCUUGCGCCUGCUCUUGCUUCUGCUUCUCGCAGCCUGGAAGGCGGGGAGCGGCCAGGUCCAUUAUUCUGUCCCGGAGGAGGCCAAACACGGCACCUUCGUGGGCCGCAUCGCCCAGGACUUGGGGCUGGAGCUGGCAGAGCUGGUGCCGCGCCUCUUCCGAGUGGCGUCCAAGGGUCACGGGGAUCUUCUGGAGGUAAAUCUGCAGAAUGGCAUUUUGUUUGUGAAUUCUCGGAUCGACCGGGAGGAGCUGUGCGGGCGGAGCGCGGAGUGCAGCAUCCACCUGGAGGUGAUCGUGGACAGGCCGCUGCAGGUUUUCCAUGUGGAGGUGGAGGUAAAGGACAUAAACGACAACCCGCCAGUCUUCUCCGUUUCAGAACAAAAGCUUUCAAUACCCGAAUCUCGACUGCUUGACUCUCGGUUUCCGCUAGAAGGCGCAUCUGAUGCGGAUGUUGGAGAGAAUGCAGUGCUUACUUACAGACUCAGUCCAAAUGAGUUUUUCAUUCUUGAUAUUAUAAACAGAAAGGACAAAGCCAAAACCCCAGUGCUUGUUCUAGGAAAAAUGCUGGAUCGUGAAGAAAAUCCUCAGCUUCAGUUGUUAUUAACCGCAACUGAUGGAGGCAAACCGGAAUAUACUGGAUCUGUUACUCUGCUGAUCUUGGUGUUGGAUGCCAAUGAUAAUGCACCUAUAUUUGACCGAUCCGUUUAUGAAGUUAAGAUGUAUGAAAAUUCAGCGAACCAAACGUUAGUAAUAUGGCUAAAUGCGUCUGAUGCAGAUGAAGGAGUAAACAAAGAAAUGAUAUACUCAUUUAGUUCUUUGGUUCCAUCCAGCAUAAGGCGGAAAUUUCUAAUGAAUGAAAAAACGGGAGAAAUAAGAGUAAAUGACGCUAUUGACUUUGAGGAUAGUAACACUUAUGAAAUUCAUGUAGAUGUUACAGAUAAAGGAAACCCACCUAUGGUUGGUCACUGCACUGUACUAGUGGAAGUUCUGGAUGAAAAUGAUAAUUCACCCGAAGUGGUUAUCACUUCUUUGGCGCUCCCGGUGCGAGAAGAUGCUCAGGUGGGCAGUGUCAUCGCCCUGAUCAGCGUGUCCGACCGUGACUCUGGCGCCAACGGGCAG
Molecule: messenger RNA, 1149 nt
Organism: Callorhinus ursinus (northern fur seal)
Lineage: Eukaryota; Metazoa; Chordata; Mammalia; Carnivora; Otariidae
Product: protocadherin alpha-10-like
Biological process (GO): homophilic cell-cell adhesion
Cellular component (GO): plasma membrane
Molecular function (GO): calcium ion binding
Source: RefSeq, a predicted model, not a curated record